Molecule: messenger RNA, 503 nt
Organism: Phasianus colchicus (ring-necked pheasant)
Lineage: Eukaryota; Metazoa; Chordata; Aves; Galliformes; Phasianidae
Source: RefSeq, a predicted model, not a curated record
CCCCGGACCCCCCAGCCCCCCGCAGCCGCCGUGUUUUGCAGCUGGAGAACCUGAUGCUGGACAAGGACGGGCACAUCAAGAUCACCGACUUCGGGCUGUGCAAGGAGGGCAUCAGCGACGGCGCCACCAUGAAAACCUUCUGCGGGACCCCCGAGUACCUGGCGCCCGAAGUGCUGGAGGACAACGACUACGGCCGCGCUGUGGACUGGUGGGGGCUGGGGGUGGUGAUGUACGAGAUGAUGUGCGGCCGCCUGCCCUUCUACAACCAGGACCACGAGCGGCUCUUCGAGCUCAUCCUGAUGGAGGAGAUCCGCUUCCCACGCACCCUCAGCCCCGAGGCCAAAGCCCUGCUGGCCGGGCUGCUCAAAAAGGACCCCAAGCAGAGGCUCGGCGGCGGCCCCGCGGACGCGCAGGAGGUGAUGGAGCACCGCUUCUUCGCCGCCAUCAACUGGCAGGACGUGCUGAACAGGAAGGUCGGCGCUGCUGCCCCCACUCACACCGCU